Messenger RNA from Pelodiscus sinensis (Chinese soft-shelled turtle), 1427 nucleotides. Lineage: Eukaryota; Metazoa; Chordata; Testudines; Trionychidae. The record is from RefSeq and is a predicted model, not a curated record.
UGCCAGCCUGGGGUGAGGGAGUUGUCAAGAAGAAGCCAAAUCAUGCUAACAUACAUGAGGCAGUGAAAGCCGGUGAUGUAGAACAACUUGCAUCAAUGGUGAAAAGUGGAGCCAGUAUUAAUGAGGUGGAUUUAGUACAUAAAUUUACACCUUUGCACUGGGCAGCACACUCUGGAAGCCUGGAGUGUCUUCACUGGCUGCUCUGGCAUGGAGCUGAUAUAACAGCUUUAGCUAUAAGAGACUGGACAGCAGCUCACCUCGCUGCUAUCAGAGGUCAUGAUGCUUGUAUGCAGGCUCUUGUAAUAAAUGGAUUAAACCUAACAGCUCAAGAUGACAGAGGAUGCACUCCAUCACACCUAGCUGCGGCCCAUGGACAGUCAUACACUUUACAAACCAUACUCCGGAGUGGAAUGGAUGCAAAUGUUUCAGAUAAGAAUGAGUGGAAGCCAGUCCAUUAUGCCGCUUUUCAUGGUCGCUUGGGUUGUUUGCAGCUUCUUGUUAGAUGGGGAGCUAGUAUAAAUGACGUGGAUAACAAUGGAAAUCUUCCAGCUCAUCUGGCAGCAAUGGAGGGCCACCUGCAUUGUUUUAAGUUCUUGGUUAGUAAAAUGACCAGUGUGUCUCACACUUUGAAAGCCAGGAAUGACCAUGGUGAGACCCCAAAGGAUUUGGCACAGAGGUUCUAUAAGGAUAAUAUCUUGCAGUACAUUGGCAGAGUGGAAGAGGAGAGAGAUCAUCCAGAAGAAGAGGAAAAUUUAGCAUUUCCAGCCCAUAUUGCUGCCUUCAAAGGGGACUUGGUGAUGCUUAGAAGAUUGGUGGAAAGUGGUAUCAUCAAUAUUAAUGAGCGGGAUGAUAAGGGAUCCACUCUCAUGCACAAAGCUGCUGGACAAGGGCAUAUAAACUGCUUGCAAUGGUUGAUUGAAAUGGGAGCUAAUUGCGACAUUACAAAUGACGCUGAAGAAACUCCAAAGGAUGUAGCCAAGAGAUUUGCUCAUCUGGCAGCUGUGGAGCUUUUGAGCCAGAUAACUGAAGGCGAUUCUGAUGAAGAAUUAGAUGACAGCGAUGUAAAGUUUUUCGACAGACAUGGCGUGGAAGGGAGCACAGAUGCCACAGAAGAUUUAAAACUGGAUGAAGCAAAAAAAAGAGAUGCACGCAUAAGAGCCUACCAAAAGAUUGAAGAAUUAAAGAAACUUCUAGAAAUUGCCUACAGCAACUACAAACAACUGGGGGGAAUAACUGUAGAGGAGAGGAAGAAGAAGAAAGAAGAAAGGGAGGCUGAAAAUUGCUGUCCUUGGUCAAUGAAAUCCCAGAGUCUAAAGGGUGUGUUCAGGAUGAUUCAGGAGCUGGAGUCCCAGUUGGAAUAUGAGCGAGUUCGUCGAGAGAAGCUGGAGCAUCAGCUGGAUGACUAUCGAGCAGAGACAAGCCACCUG